Molecule: messenger RNA, 864 nt
Organism: Aspergillus bombycis
Lineage: Eukaryota; Fungi; Ascomycota; Eurotiomycetes; Eurotiales; Aspergillaceae
Product: fumarylacetoacetate hydrolase family protein
Exons: 4
Coding region: 1-864 (287 amino acids)
Molecular function (GO): catalytic activity
Source: RefSeq, a predicted model, not a curated record
AUGUCUGCGUGGACCCAUUUGAUCCGUUUCAUUGCUGUCGAGGAUAGCUUGGUACACCUCGGCCAGCUAGUAGACCCCUCUCGCGAUGUCGGGCACGAUACCAUUGAUGGUUUGGACAUCACCGCAUUCGUAAUUGAAGGGUCGAUUUUCAAUGGACGGGUCACCAGAGAGGUCAUGCACGUUAAGCAGCUACUUUCUCCUAUUUCUCGGGAAGAUUGCAACUAUAUCCGAUGUCUUGGGUUGAAUUACGUGGAUCAUGCCAAGGAAGCAAACAUGACCCUACCGAAAGCUCCCAUUCUUUUCACCAAACCGCGGACAUCUCUUGUCGGCCCCUUUCCGGCAGCCAUCAAUAUUCCCAAGUGUGCACAAGAUGGCACGAGCGACUACGAGGCCGAGCUGUGUGUUGUGCUGGGCAAGUCCGGUCGUGAUAUUCCCGAGGAAGACGCGUUGGAUUAUGUGCUAGGAUAUACGGCGUGUAACGAUGUUUCUGCCAGGACACUGCAAAUGACCACGACUCAGUGGUCAUUCUCCAAGGGACUCGAUGGAAGUUGCCCAAUUGGACCUGUUCUAGUUGCUCCCUCUGUCAUCAAAGAUCCACAGGCCUUAUAUAUCCAGGCGAUUCACAAUAAGACAACUGUUCAAGAUGGCCACACCAAGGAUAUGAUAUUUUCAAUCAAGAAGCAGAUCUCAUAUCUCUCCCAAGGAACUACUCUGGAAGCAGGUACAAUUUUCCUGACUGGGACACCCGCUGGUAUUGGGUACUUCCGCAAUCCCAGGGUUGUUUUGAAGGAUGGAGAUGAGAUUUCAGUCAGAAUCGAAAAGAUUGGGACACUAGUCAACAAAGUGCGAUAUGAAGGCCGGUAG